This is a messenger RNA of Paramecium octaurelia, 1595 nucleotides long. Lineage: Eukaryota; Ciliophora; Oligohymenophorea; Peniculida; Parameciidae. The record is from the annotation of a GenBank genome assembly.
AUGGAUUCUUUAAUAGUCAGCUUCUAUGCAUUUAUAAAAGAAAUUACUCUAAUAAUUUUGCCCAUAACAACUAUGCUAGCGAUAAUAACAUUUGGAAUGCAACUUUAUACCUAUUUUAAAAAAAAUAGUCAGAAAGAAUUGAAUGCGCAGAAAGACCUGUAAGGUGAUGCUGUGCUAAAUAUAAUUGCAGACGAAUAUAAGCCGUAUGAAUAUCAACAUCUAUAAAUGAUAGGUUAAUAAAUAAUUAGGAUGAUGAAUAAAAGAUUGAUUAAAACGAAUCAAAAGGUUCUAAAAAGGAUGGAAAGGAAAUUCACUUAUAGGAUAUUGAUGAAAAAAUUUCCAAAGAAAUAAUCAGUAUCAAUGAAAAAUUGAAGAUUAUUGAUAAAUUAAGAGAUUGCAAAUCAAUGAAUGACUAAAUAGAAAAUAUAAAAGUAAAUAUUUUAUUAUAUGUUAAGAUUUCCAUUUAAUAAUAUGAGGAUAAAUAUAAAGAAGACUUCCAAACAUUUCAUAACAACAGUUAUGCCCUUUAUUAAAACAACGAAGAAAAUUAGAAAAAGGUAAGAGAUGCCAUUUUUUAGAUUUAUGAAUAAACUAAUAAAUAACGGUUAGUGCAAGAUCAAUAUAAACUCUAUGUAAGACAAGUUUAGGAGAAAUCGGAUCUAAAAAAGAAUUAUAAUUUAACAGUUUAAUCAGCCAACCAAUUAGCAAGUUAUUGUAAUGCAUUUAGAGAAGUCAGAGGAGAUGGUAAUUGUUUCUACACAGCUUUUGGAUUUUAAUUCUUAUCAAUUUUACUAUUCCAUUAUUCUUUUGAUUAAUUUUGUUAAUUUAUUGAGAAGAUUAAAAAAAUUGAGUUACCGAUGAAAAUCUUUACUGAGUAAUUAGAUUUAAAGAUUGAUGAUAAGGAAAUCGAAAAAUUAAUGUUAUAAGAUUUUCUUUUCAGAUUAAUUAGAUUAAAGUCAAUUGAAGAUAUUUGUGCAAGAUAAGAGUCUUUUCUUGAACAAUUUGCUGCCUACGAACAAAAUUCAAAUGAAGUUGAUAGUUGUUUAUAUGGACUAUCAACUAUCUUCUUUAGAAAUUAUUCAAAUUAUGUUAUUGAAAACAGUGAAGUUAAGGAUGCAAUUGAUGACAAAAUAAAUUUAUUAGUAUGGGAAAUGGAGUGUAAUAAUAAUGAACUUGUUAUUUCAGAAUUAGCUAAAGGUUUGGAUAUGUAAAUUAUCAACAUUUAUUUAUUUUUAGAUUUGUACAACUUAUAUUUUUCAAAGAUUCAAAUUUUAACAAAAGGGAAUAUGGAAAUAAAUAUAAGUAGAAAAUUAUAUUAUUAAUAAAACCUGGUCAUUAUAAUAUUGGAUUAUUAAAGGGAGAAACAUUAAGCGACAAAUUAAUUUAGAAAAAUAACGCAAUUUAAAAUGAAUCUAAGACAAUAAUACAAUUGUCUAAAGACUAUUAAGAAAAUUAUUAAUAAUCUAUAUAAGAAUCAUCAAAUUUGAAGUUCAUAGUCACAAACUUAUUAGACUAAUUAUAAAAGGGAUAAUUGCCUGAAACAGAAGUUGUCAAACUGAAAAAAGAAUUAUCAGAAAAUUAACAUUGAAUAGCAC